GAAGGAGGCGGGGCGAAUCUGGCUGCGCGUGCAGAUGACAGUUGCUGAGCCAAGAUGGCGGCAACUGUGUUCCGAGUCGCUUUGCAGGACUGGAGGAGCUGCGUCCGGUGGAGCUACGGGCGACGGCAGCUGAGCCAGACCCAGGGCCCUCCUGAUAACCCCAGCUUUGUGGAGUCUGAGGAUGAAUACCAAUUUGUGGAGCGCCUGUUCCCCCCUACCAAAAUCCCAGAGCCACCAAAACAUAAACAUUAUCCCACUCCUAGUGGUUGGCAGCCUCCCAGAGAUCCCCUUCCCAGCUUGCCCUAUUUUGUUCGUCGCUCUCGGAUGCACAACAUCCCUGUCUACAAGCAGAUCACACACGGGAACCGACAGAUGACCUUGAUUCGGAAGGUGGAGGGUGACAUCUGGGCUUUACAGAAGGAUGUGGAAGAAUUUUUGAGCCCACUGCUGGGAAAGACACCUGUCACCCAGGUUAAUGAGGUGACAGGUACUCUGCGAAUCAAGGGCUACUUUGAUGAGCAACUUAAAGCCUGGCUUCUUGAGAAGGGCUUCUGAGGCCUGGUAUGACGUCAGCCCAGGUGCAGUGCUCUCCAGACUGACAUCCAGAGAGGAAGUAGACCUGUAUGUACAAGUGUCCACUUGAGAGCUGUCCUAUAUGGGAGUCCCACAGCAACAAUCAACCUAACAAAGGCAGACAUUAACUGCUACACAGAUAAUCUCUUGUGCAUUGUGUGGAAGCAUCACCUGUCAAUAAAAAGCUGAUGCCCAGUGAGCUGAGGCAGGAUUAGAAUGUGGGAAGUCUGACGGGGAGAUUUGAACUCCAGGAUAGUCGGACUGUGGACUCUAAGGAAGCAGGACGCAUCAAACUGAGGCGAGGUAACGAACCACCACGUGGCAGACUAGCAUAGUUUUAAGAGGUUAAAUGAGAUCUGAACUAGUGGGAAGAAGCCUAGUUUACGGCCGUAAGUAUUGUACACACAAAUGAGCCUAUAAUACAGGAACUGGGCUGGGUGCCAGUGGGAAAGCCCAAGGUUACAAACUUCUCUUUAUAAACUGUGGUACAUUCCUUUAUGUUAGCUGUUCUGGAAGCAAGUGCCCAACCCUGUUCUGGUGCUUCACAGGAUAGACCCAUCAGGGAAUCCAUCCUUGGCCUGGAGUUUUUGUCAUACAUAGAAGCUAUGGAACAGGUGACACAAUACAGGACAAUGGCAUGGACUGGGUGGAUUGUAGAGACAGACAAAAUAAGAUCUUAGGUUCUGAGUGCUGUACUAGGUAGGGUUGGGGAAUCGUCCUGUGACCUGGAAUCAACUAUACAGGAGUUUGAAGACAAAAUGUAGACCUUUCGCUUCUGGCGCCCACCCCACCAGCCACGUGUCCAACCCACCAUUAAACUGGCUAAACAAUGUUAAA
This is a messenger RNA of Apodemus sylvaticus (European woodmouse), 1410 nucleotides long. RefSeq names its product mitochondrial ribosomal protein L49 (gene Mrpl49). Gene Ontology annotation, molecular function: structural constituent of ribosome. The transcript is spliced from 4 exons. The coding region runs from base 55 to 555 and encodes 166 amino acids. Gene Ontology annotation, biological process: translation. The record is from RefSeq and is a predicted model, not a curated record. Lineage: Eukaryota; Metazoa; Chordata; Mammalia; Rodentia; Muridae. Gene Ontology annotation, cellular component: mitochondrial large ribosomal subunit; ribosome.